AGUGAUGGCUCAAGGUUUGGGCCCAGAGCGGCAAGACAGCCAAGGCGCACAACCCGAAGCGGCCAGGUCGCCCAUUUGGUCUCAGGCAUGGCGCUCGCGCAGCAGGACCUGCAGAGCCUGCACGAGGGGCUCGUCGCCCUGCGGCAGCAGGUGCUCGCGCUGCAGGCGCAGGCCGCGUCGGGAGGCGGAGCCCACGACGUGGGCGCGCAGAGCAGCGCGGCCUGGGUACUGACCUGCGCGGCCCUGGUGUGCUUCAUGCAGGCCGGCUUCUCCCUCGUCGAGUCGGGCACUUGCCGAGCCAAGAACGCGCUCUCCAUCCUGGUGAAGAACCAGGUGGACUUUCUCUGCGCUGGACUGGCGUGGUUCCUGCUCGGCUGGGGGGUCGCGUUUGGCGACUCGUCGCCCACGGCAGGGCUGCUGGGAACGACGGAGUAUUUCGGCGAGGCGGUUCUGACCAAGACGGGGGUGUCCGACCACGCCCUGAGCUUCCACUUCCAGCAGAUGUUUUGCGCAGUGGCCGGCACCAUCGUCAGCGGCGGCAUCGCCGAGAGGGCCGAGCUGCGGGGCUACGUCCUCUACAGCGUCUGCAUGGCAUCCUUCAUAUACCCGUGCAUCGCGUGCUGGUGCUGGAACCCCGACGGAUGGCUGGCCGCGUGGGGUUUCGUGGAUUUUGCUGGCUCAUGCGUCGUCCACCUGACCGGAGGUACAGGAGCGUUGGUCGGGGCUUGGGUGGUCGGUCCACGAACGGGGCGCUUUGGCACGGCCGGGAUAUCCAAUUAAAAGACAGGCACGAGUUCUCGCCCCACAAUGUUCCCUUCAUCCUAAUUGGCACGAUGAUCCUCCAACUCGGAUGGUACGGGUUCAACGCAGGCUCGAUCAUGAGCAUGGAGACUGUCGCGGACUCACGGGCAGCGACGCUCGCUGCCGUGAACACCACCAUGGCUGCCGUGGCAGGAGGGCUCGUCGCUGCCAUGACCUCCUUCCUGCGGAAGCGCAGGUGGGACGUGCCCUUCGUUUGCAACGGCGUCUUGGCAGGCUGCGUGUCCAUUACCGCCAGCUGCCCCUUCGUGUCUCCCUGGGCAGCCCUCUUGGUCGGCGGUGUCGGCGGCGUCUGCUUUGGCCUGGCCAGCUCUCUGCUCUACCACCUCCACAUCGACGACCCUAUCGGUGCUUUCCCCGUUCACGGGGCCUGCGGCUUCUGGGGCGCUCUUGCCGUCGGCAUCUUCCAUCGGAGCAGCGACGUGAUGGGUGGGCCAGCACAGGCCCCCGAGUUCUAUGUGCAGCUGGUUGGGGCCCUUUCGGUCUGUGCCUUCUCUGGCUUCAUGAGCCUUUUCGUCUUCCUGGUCCUAAGGCGAGUCGGCAUGUUGAACUCCAGCUUGCGAGAUCAGCUCAAAGGCCUUGAUCGAAACUUCAGCUUCGAGGCUUACAACUCUGGGGAGGUGAAGAGUUAUCACGCCUUCCUCUCCCAUGCGAAGAGCACCCAUGGCGCCACGGCACGAUGGCUUCAGCUUGAGCUCGCGCAUUAUGCCCGAGGCAGGAGCAGUAUUUUUCUCGACUCUGACAACCUCGUCAACCUGAACCAUCUUCUCGCCACGGUCCGCGACAAGGUCGACGUCCUCGUCGUGUUGGCGACCCCGGAGAUCUGGUGGCGGCCGUGGUGCGCCGGGGAAAUAACCGUUGCCAGCUCGGCCGACGUGCCGAUCGUGCUCGUCAUGAUGGGUGCCUCAGGCAAGCCGUUGCAUUUGGAUUUUCGUGAGAUCUCGCAGGACGUCCGUAAGAACAUUUCGACCGAGGCCAUGGACACCCUGGCGCCCUUCGGCAUCGGGUAUGGAGAUAUCGAGAUGGCGUACAACAAGCUGGCCACAAUGCCACAGGUACAGUUCGGCCUGCUUGGACGCAGGGACAUACGCGACGCCAUCGCCAGCAUCGCCGGCUACGCGGGCCUGCGGCGCCGUGACCCGUGGGCUCGCAGGACGAGGGGCGUGGCAGCCAGAGCAGCAACCUCUCACGCGGAGCUGGGUCGCCGACUGUCGAGGAGCUGGAUGCAGCACACCAGCCCGAACUACGUCAUCAUCGGAGACUGGGGCGACUUAGAGGCCGUGGCGGCCAUGCACAUCUGCCAGCAGGCCCUUCAGUACGCGAGCGAUCAGGACUCCAACUUCCGCAUCGCGGCUUGCACGGAGAUGUCGGAGGCGAAGGUUCUCGGACUCGUCUGCGCUGGAGCGACGAUCAUCAUGGUGCUCUCGAAGGGCGUGUUGCAGUGCCCGCUGGUUCGGCGCGCCUGCCUUCUGCGCGCCAGUGCGCUCUGGCCUGACGGCUUCGCCGGCUCUUGCAGCGCCAGCCAGAGCUCCUUUGCCGUGACCAUCGAUGCGGACCGACUGGGCUUCGAGUUCCCGGGCGCCUCCUUCUACGAGGAGCUGCAGGCGGGCAAGCAGGCGGGCAACGGCUUGGAGCUGAGGACCGCGGACCGUGCCAGCGGGUGUCUGCCGAUGACCGCCUUCGGGAGCCGGGCGGCGGAUUGCCAGCGCGGGGCCGAGUCGCCGUGCGGGGGCGAGGAGCGGGCAGCCGCACUGCUGGCUACGUUCUUCCGGCUCUUGUUCCAGCAGAUCGCGCUGCCGAUGUCCACGCACGGGUCCUGGAAGGCGAUCCAGCAGCAAAGCUUCUCGAUUUACGAGGCGGCCAUGCGGACGCCACGCGUCCCGGUCGACCCCCAGGAGUAUCCCAGGGCCGAGUCGAGCCUCGGCAGAGGCAAGAUGAAGACGCUGCUGCAGUCCAGGAGCUCGCUGUCCACUCUUUCCGGAGGGACCCUGAGGGCAACCUGCAGCAGCAUCGGCGAGGCGCCCGCCUCCGCGAGCCUCCCCGCCGCCAGCCUCUGCAGCUCCAGCGGCGAGGGGCCGACCGGCAGCGGGGCCGAGGCCGAUGUGGAGGACGAGCCCAACGCCUGGGGCGCCGAGGGCGCGUGCGCGUGACCGCCGCGGCAGCAGCCCGAUCGCCAGGAGGCCGUUUUGACAUCCCCCGGUAACAGGCGCGACGAGGGGAGAGGGAGUGGGCUGGUCGUGUCACGAUGCGCGCCAGCCUCCGUCUGGGAAUGCCCAAGGAUGGCCAGUGCCCAGGCGGCGCCGGCGCGGGCUUUGCUGUGCGCUAACGAUCGUGCCGCGGGGAAGGAGGGGCCUGCCCCCUCCCCCUAGAUGCUGGGAGCGGACCCCCCGCAGGUAUGGUGCUGUCUCGAUGGGCGGUGGGGGGAGGGUUCGGGAUGCCUCGAGCACGCGGCGAGCUCCGGGCCCGGCCCCCGCCGCCUCUCGAUUCGGAGGGAGCCGCGGUUGGCGGGGGCAGAGUUCGGAUGUCUCCACCUGUGGGCAGCUCCACAUCUGGGUGGCGCCCGAGCCUCAGCCCGAGCCCGAGCCCAUUCCAGUAGGCCUCUGUUCUGAGAGGAGGCUUCUCUGCCUUCGGGGAUGGCUCCGACCAGUUCUCCGACGGCCGGAGGACUUCCGAGCCUGCGGAGAAGGCCAGGCCCCCGCGGCCGGCCGCCGACAGAAUUCUGAGAGCGGGGCGGCGCGGUCGGCGGCCCCUGGAGUGGAGCUCCGGCAGGAGGUCGCGCUGCCCCAUCAGCAGCAUCGUCAUCAUCUGCAUC
Messenger RNA from Prorocentrum cordatum, 3631 nucleotides. The record is from the annotation of a GenBank genome assembly. Lineage: Eukaryota; Dinophyceae; Prorocentrales; Prorocentraceae.